Molecule: messenger RNA, 300 nt
Organism: Pelobates cultripes (western spadefoot toad)
Lineage: Eukaryota; Metazoa; Chordata; Amphibia; Anura; Pelobatidae
Source: the annotation of a GenBank genome assembly
AUGCGGCGGAUCGAGGAGCUGAUGGAGGAUAUGGUUCGGGCCAUAAGGAGGCAGAUCCGGGCCAUCAACCGCAUGAGUCUUAACUUGACAACACAAAUGGACCGUGUGGUGUCCUGGGUCAGCAUGGACCAACGCCAGAUGAUGGAGCACAUGAGACUUUCCAUUAUUGAAGAAAUAGUGCGUCGUGGUGAUCCAUCGUCUGUAUCAUCGGAGUCCGAACCAGUACUCUCCGCCCCGAUGAUCCAGCCAGGGACCAGAGAAGGCAGUCACCGGCGGAGAGGAGAACCUUGUGCCCGGUAA